Linum trigynum is the source of this 3870-nucleotide messenger RNA. The record is from the annotation of a GenBank genome assembly. Lineage: Eukaryota; Viridiplantae; Streptophyta; Magnoliopsida; Malpighiales; Linaceae.
UUACUAGAGAAUAAAUUCUAGUUAUUGUAACCGGAGAGGAAACUGUUGAUUGUGUCACUCUACUUAUCUUCACGACUCUUUACAACUUGAUUGAUUCUGUUGAUCAUAAAAGUGUAUCUUUCUCUUCAACACUAGCUACCAAAGCGAAGAUUCGUUUUUUGCAUGGUGAAUAUCUUUGUCGUCACGUCACCAUAUAUGACUUGACUGAUUUGUUGUUGGCAAAAGCUUAAUUUGCUUUCUCUUCAAAGGAUGCCAAUUCUAGGCCGUAUUUACAUGAAAUCGUCUCUGCCACCAUGAAGAGUACAUCGAACUAGGAGAGGAAAAUGAAGUCGACUAGCUAGAAGAUCUCUACGAGGACAAAAGCAUCAAAGCUCUCCAAAGUAAUUAAACAAGAUAAUUCAACUCGCUGCAAGAAGAAUUUCUAACAAAUUCAUGAUUUGCGAAAAAGAAAGAGAGACAAGUAUUUACAUGAAAUCCCUAAAAAACGAGACUGAUCCUUAGAGCUUUACUUUCUGUUAUGUUUUCUUAUUCCUAUUGAUGUUCUGAUUGAUAGUCUUACACACACUAAUAUACCUUUCCUUAUUUAUGAUCAAUUAGGGUAAUACAAUAAAGACAAUUGAAUGCAACACACACAUGGGAGGCUCUAGGUCGUCGCCUCGAAGUUGGUUGUAAGUAUUUUUUAUGGGCUCUUCAAUUGGCUGGUAAAAUACUCCCUCCCCAAGUUGGAGCAUGAAAGGUCACAAACUGAUGGUUUCGAAAGAAGAAAAUGAAACCAUUCGGCACCGAGACCUUUAGUGAACAUAUAAUCUUGUUGGAGAUGUGAACUAACCUUCAAAUGAGCAAUGUCAUCUAACUGAACAAGCUCACGUAUAAUAAGGGAGACUCGAGUGCCCUAUAUCAACUACAUAGUGCCAAAUAAGAUAUAGGUUUCGGCUAUCCCCAAAUACACUUCAACACCUUUAAUUUAUAAGGAUUACAUCCUUAACACAAUCAUCAUUAUGUACACUAAAACCCUCCCCAAAUUGAUGGGCGGUGCGAACCAUCAAUUUGCACGAAAGAUAAUAAUGUCAACUGGAAGAGACUGCUUUCGUCAACAAAUACGCAAUCUGGUCUUCAGAGAUAAUGUAAUAAAUCUUAAGAUAGUUAUCAUUAACCAACUCUUCAAAGUAAUGAACAUGUACCUCUAUGUGCUUAGUACGAUCAUGAAACACAUAAUUAAUAACUAUAUGAAUACCUUUCUACGGAAUUCGAUUUCGCUCUCUGAAUGAUUGCAUAGUAAUUCAAUAAACUAAUCGAUAUAUUUGGAUGUUGAUUCCCUCAUUUUUCGUGUGAUUUAAAUAAUUUAUGGCAAAAGAAAAAUCCACUUGCAGUUUGGUGUUGUUGCGGGGAAACUUAUUGGUCUUGCCGAUACUAUCUUAUUCUUAACCACUUUUCAUUAUUACACACCUAGGUAUUUAACUAGUUAAGGAUGCAAAAUAAAAGAGAAUUGAUCAAUAAAUUUUGAAAUUUCAUAAGAAAAAUGCCACCCUAUAUAAUUAACGAUUAGAUUUCACAUAUGGUACAUCGAAUCGACAUAUAAAGCUACAAAUUGAAGAAUUUAAAGUAUCUAAUUUUGUAUUAUAGAACUUAAGAAAACAUAUAUGCAAGUUGAAUAACUUAUGUACGUCAAAACGACAAAUUGUGUAGUCGUAUAACACUGAAAAUGGGGAAAAAUAUUUAAUUUGAAAUUAAAUACCUUAAAACCCCACACUAUGAAUGAUGAAUUACUUGAUCAUAUUAAAAAUGAAUUAGUUGAAUGAUUAAAUAUUCAGGCAUAUUGGACUUGAUAAGAAAUCCAGACAUGGAAAUCAAUUAAAACUAAAAAAUUUGCAAAUCAAAGAAUUUAAAGUAUCUAAUUUUGUAUUAAAGAAUUAAGAAAACAUAUAUGCAAGUUGAAUAACUUACGUACGUCAAAACGACAAAUUGUGUAGCUGUAUAAAACUGAAAAAUUGGGGGAAAAUAUUUAAUUUGAAAUUAAAGAGCUUAAAAACCAUAAUAUAAAAGUUGAAUUACUCGGUCAUAUUAAAACUAAAUUAGUUGAAUGAUUAAAUAUUAGGCAUAUUGGUCCUGAUAAGAAACCAAGACAUGGUUAUCAAUUAAAACUACAAAAACUACAUUUUAAAAUCAGCUGUCGCUUAGAAUCAAACUGCUAACAAAUGGAGCAUACACCAGUUUCUUUACUGCUGGACUAGCUUAGAUUUUCGAGCGUUCAAAUGGUUAUCAUGGUAUUUACCAAAUCAAAUAAGUCUAAAUUCUAUUAACCAUGGAAUACGAUAUUAUAACUAAUAAUUGUUGUGCAUUAAUCACAAACUACUCACGCGAUAUUGUUUAGCACUUAGCAGGUUUUCCAAGGUGAAAGAGCCUCUUCUAGCAACAAAAAUAGCUAAUAAUUGUUUAACCUAGAAUUGCUGUGCAUUAAUCACAAACUACGAACAACCAUUUGCAGGAACUAACCCAAUAAUAUUGUGAUAGAUAAACGUCUCGGUUAUCACUGACGGAGAAAUUCUGUUGUCAGUUCCCGCGUAAAAUCAGUUAACAGCUAGGUAAUGACACUUAUCAAGUAAACGCGAUUAUGAAUAAUUCAGUUUGGCUUUGUUGCACCGGGCUCUCUUAAUCCGGCCAUUAAUCCACUCAUCGUCUUAAUUAUAAUCCAUCUUCUUCCUCUGCAAUUUCAGCUCCGGCAAUUGCAAUCCUUCACCUUGAUUUGCAUUAGCCGCAGAGUUGUCAUCACCAACAAAACAGAGGAGAAAAGCUUCAAAUUCGUCAAACCAUGGACCGCGAACACAACAAUGCCCCGCGCCCAAACAGCCACCAUUCCACGGCCAGCGCUGACGACAACAGCAAUCGCCAUCGCCAUCGUCAUGCCGUCACCAGCAGUGACGUGGAGGGUUCAGUCAUCAGCAGCUCCGCCGACUCUUCUUCCCCACCCCGACCGCCGACGCCCACCUCCCCCACCGCCGGCUGUGCAGUACCCGGCUACGACCCCAAUCGGAUCCCGUCCGGCGUGUUCGCGUCCAAGUCGGGGAACGGGAUCGACUGGAGCACGGCGUCGAACGAGUCCCUGUUCAGCAUCUACAUGGGCAACAACAGCUUCUCCAGGGAUCAAAUUGCAAUGAUGUAUAAAUCCGGGGAGCUACCCAUGCUUGAUCAAGAUUAUUCUUACGCCCUUCCCCAAACGCCGGCGGCGGCGGCCGGGGCAGCGAACAACCAACCAGCCGCCGCGUGGCAGCCUCCCCUGCCUCCUUCUAGCCCCGUCGCACCCGCCUCCGUGAGAAGGAAUGUUGCCAAUGCCAAUCAGCCCAUCAACAAUAUCAAUAUCAUCAACAUUCACGUCCCAGUCACUCCGCCGCCAAGCAAUAAUAUCACCAUUAACGUCCCCCCGGAGGUACAGCUGCCUCCUCCUCCAGCCCCUGCCGCCGCCACAGUCGCUAACACGCAGUCAGCUGCCAGUUCCCUUAAUCGGAAUUCCAGUUCCAGCAGCAGCAAUAAUCGGAACUCGACCAGCAGCACCAAAUCUUUCCAGUUCCCAAUAUUGCAGAACGAACAGAUGGGAAGAAACAGUACAAGGAAAGUGGAAGCAGAGCAGAAGGCUGCAGGGGAGAAGAAGGCAGCGGUGGCAGAGGAGCCAAAUGAAGCGGAGACUCAUCCGAAUGAAAAACAGUCGGAGCAACAACAACAACAGCCGGAGCAGCAGCAAGUGCAGACGACGACAGAAGAACCUCAACCCACGUUGUGCACUAAGGUCACAGCGGCGGCAAGGAGCUGGCUGUCUUGCUUGCCCUGUUUCUCCAGGUCUUCUUCAUCAUGAUUUCAUAAACUUAAAAUUUUGGA